AUGCUUGGAUAUUCGCUGUGCAAAAAGCUCGGUUUGGACGAACUGUCUGGAGGCGCUGCGGGUAUCAGCAAAGCAUUGCUCGCUGAAUUCAUUGGUAAUUUGCUGCUGAAUUUAUUCGGUUGCGGAGCAUGCAUCAACGUGGCACAAGGAGUGGACGCAGCGCCUAACAUCGUCCUCGUAGCGCUCGCUUUCGGUCUAGCGGUCUUCGCCAUUGUUUCAGCUAUAGGGCAUGUAUCGGGAGGUCACGUGAACCCAGCAGUGACCGCCGGCAUGGCAGCCACUGGUAAAAUAAAACCAGUGCGGGGUGUGUUAUACGUGAUAGCUCAAUGUGCGGGAGCGGCCGCUGGUUCCGGCCUACUGAAGGCCUUCACCCCCGACCCUGUCGCGGGAAAUCUCGGCAUCACAGGACUGGGGAAGAACGUGACGCAGCUACAGGGCUUCGGAAUUGAAUUCUUCCUUGGAUUCGUGCUCGUGUUCGUUGUUUGUGGGGUGUGCGAUGCUAACAAACCAGACAGCAAGUCCACCGCUCCGCUUGCUAUUGGCCUAACAGUGACUCUAGGUCACUUGCUCGCUGUGGACUACACUGGGUCAGCUAUGAACCCAGCUCGCUCCUUCGGCUCCGCACUCGUAGCCAGCAACUGGUCUGACCACUGGGUGUACUGGGCCGGUCCGGUAGCGGGUGGCGUGGCAGCAGCGCUGCUGUAUGUACACGGGUUCUCCGCACCCCCCACUGAAGCGCCCUCCCCCCGCUAUCGACCCGUCGCCGGUGACGAAAAGGAGUUGAAGCGCCUCGACGGCAAGAACGAUGACAUGGCCUGAAGACGAUCCCCGCGGCGGCGCCUGCGCGCCCCCUCCCCCCUCUCCGUCCCCCGCGACACCCGCCCCGCCGCGCUCGCCCCGCCACUAGACCCGCACUACCGGCGAUACGUCUGACACACUCAAGUAAUAAACGACUUAACCUAC
Molecule: messenger RNA, 963 nt
Organism: Melitaea cinxia (Glanville fritillary)
Lineage: Eukaryota; Metazoa; Arthropoda; Insecta; Lepidoptera; Nymphalidae
Gene: Prip
Product: aquaporin AQPAe.a
Exons: 7
Coding region: 1-819 (272 amino acids)
Biological process (GO): transmembrane transport
Cellular component (GO): plasma membrane
Molecular function (GO): water channel activity
Source: RefSeq, a predicted model, not a curated record